Penicillium alfredii is the source of this 1341-nucleotide messenger RNA. RefSeq lists its product as uncharacterized. The record is from RefSeq and is a predicted model, not a curated record. Gene Ontology annotation, biological process: long-chain fatty-acyl-CoA metabolic process. The transcript is spliced from 2 exons. Bases 1 to 1341 code for a protein of 446 amino acids. Gene Ontology annotation, cellular component: peroxisome. Gene Ontology annotation, molecular function: alcohol-forming very long-chain fatty acyl-CoA reductase (NADP+) activity. Lineage: Eukaryota; Fungi; Ascomycota; Eurotiomycetes; Eurotiales; Aspergillaceae.
AUGGUGUGGGAUUUCUACCAAGGAAAGACUCUCUUUGUUACCGGGGGCACCGGGUUUAUUGGGACAACCCUUCUCCAUCGACUACUGAGCCAGUCCUCGCCGGAGCAUGUAUAUGUACUGUGUCGCGGAGGAGCGGAAAAGGCAAAAGCAAAAUGGAACGAUAUGCUCCCCACCUCAAUUGCCGCAACCCUAACCCGGAGCGAGCGCAUGACCAUCCUCGACGGAGAACUGGGCAACACAGCAACCAUGGACCUCGAAGACGACGUGCUACAGAUGCUGAAGCAAACCGUGCACAUCGUCAUUCACGCAGCAUCAUCAAUCCAUCUCCGUAUGUCCCUGCGCGAAUUGUCAUACUCGGUAACAGCGCCAACACUCUGCCUGACACAAUACGCGCUGAAAUUCCCCCACCUCGAGCGCUUCGUGUUUGUCUCCACCGCAUACGCCAAUGCUCAUCUGUGGAAGACAAAUGAAUCCGCCGAUGUGGCCGUCAAUGAACGAGUGUAUCCGCUGAACGGUGAAUCCCAAGACGACUAUGAGACCGCCGUGCGGGCAUGGCAUGAAGUACAGAAAAACGGGUCGUCAGAGGAAUACGACGCCCAUGAUUUCCCCUGGCCGUAUGCCUACUCGAAACAUCUGGCUGAGCGACUCAUCCUGCACAAAGCCGCUGAAAAAAAGGCCCUGCAUCGGGUUCUGAUUAUUCGGCCCUCCGUCGUUGGUCCUGCAGAUAACCUCCCCUACCCUGGAUUUGCGGUGCCCUAUGCAACCCCGUCAACUGCCUGUGCCGCAGCCUAUACACUACACCCAGGCCGCCAGAUUGUGUUAUCAUCACGAUGCCAGAAUCCCAACAAAGAGGCAACGAUCGACGAGGUUCCGGUAGAUGUAGUGGUCGAUCGGAUGCUAGCACAUACAGCAGCAGGUACGUCAGGAAUUGUGCAUGCUGUUAGCGGAGAGAAAGGCAGAUUGAGUCUUGAGGACUGGUGGUGGGCAUUCAAGAAGGAACGCCGUCUGCCCUGGAAUGCAAAGCCCGUCUGGACCUCGGAGGACUGGAAUUCACCCAAUCUUCAUCCGCUCGCUCGGUUCUUCAAAAUCAUUGGCACCUCAUUUGCGUUCUCGGACGAAAAGACUAUCCGGCUGGCGGAGACACUCAGCUCGGAGAAGGGCGAAAAGCUCAAUUUGUUUGCAGAUCGGUCCCAGCCUUAUUCCUUGGCGGCCAGACGACAUCACAUCCAUCAGGUUGCAGUGCAGACGGCGAAGAAGAAAAAGAUGCCGGGUUUUUUUGUGAGCUUGUUUUGUCGGAAGGGCAAAUCACUCACACACGUUAAUGACACGACCAAGGUAUGA